This is a messenger RNA of Botrytis sinoallii, 1733 nucleotides long. RefSeq lists its product as uncharacterized. The transcript is spliced from 4 exons. The coding region runs from base 1 to 1521 and encodes 506 amino acids. Lineage: Eukaryota; Fungi; Ascomycota; Leotiomycetes; Helotiales; Sclerotiniaceae. The record is from RefSeq and is a predicted model, not a curated record.
AUGUUCGUUUCUCGGAGAUUUGUUCUUGUUGCGCUUUCUAUCUUUGAAUCUUCCGCUGCUUACGAAUUUGGCAAAAGACAAGCGACAUUAUCCUUGUGUCCCACUCAGGAGACUAUUACUGUCACUGCCUCAGAAUGUCCAAUUUUCUCUUCUUCCGCACCUCCCAGCAGUGCAUCCAGCAGUGUAGCUGCUACUUACACAAGUCCUAGUCCUGUCUCUUCAAUUGAAUCUUCCACGCUCGAAUCAUCAUUCUUGGGAACCCUUUCUUCUACCGAAAGCUUGGUAUUUUCGUCAUUCUCUUCUGAGCCUUCGCUUCCAUCAACCAGUCUUGUUAUUCCUGUAACGACUUUGGGGCCUUCUUCGAUAAUCACGGAAGGAUCCACUUCAAUUCCAGCCUAUACUUCGAGCAGUGCUGUUAUUUCAGAACCUUCUUCUUCGGCAAUCCAGACCUCAGUUGAAUCUUCCGCGGUAGUCUCAGAAGCCUCCACAGAAACCUUCUCAGCCUAUGUCACGCCUACAGUAUCAAACAGUAUAUCUGUAUCAUCUGUGCCAGUUUCCUCCGAAUCGACAAGCGUUCCGGAGUUAUCGACAUCAAUUUUGGAACCAAGCAGUGUUAUCCAGAGCGAAAGUUCUAUAUUUACUUCCCUCACAUCCGCUGAACCUAGCACUUCAAUUGAAUUUUCCUCAGCUUCGAGCUUAAUUUCCAGUACCGCAGCUUCCACCACAUACACUUUGCUACCCUCUUCCUCAUUCGUAACUUCAGCACUUCCUUCUUCUGCAGCCACAUCGACAAGCAUAUACACAGUAACCUCUUCCGCACCUCUACCCUCCAUUUCAUCCAUCACAAUAACCACAACCGUUAUUAGUACAGUUGGAGGCCAAACCACGACCGUUUUAUCAACAUUUACACAAGCCACUACUGUUGCAACGACCGUCAUAACCACCGUCCAAGUACCAACUACCGUGGUUAGCCUAGGUACCACGACUGUUAUACAAUAUACUACUGUGUCACCUCCAGCCUGUACUAUCCAUCCUACUUUGACCAAUGGUGGAUUCGAAAGUGGAAAUGGUAUCGAGCCUUUUGAAGCAGUGGCUACAGGACCCAACGCGCCAAGUUACACCACUGCAGCCGUUCCUCAUAGUGGAUCUAACAGUUUGGAGUUACUUUUCUUCCCAUCAUCCUCAGCUACCUCAUACAUAACUCUAACCCAAACCGUAUCCGCUUGUCCCUCGUACAACUAUCUCCUUACCGGCUACGUGAAAGCAAGUAACAACCUCAGCAUCAAUCAUCAUCCAAUUGCUACAUCUAUCGUAAUUCAAACCCCCACGCAAUCCUCCCUCACCACUCUCAUCAACUCCUCCACUUACCCUGGUUGGAGCAUGAUCUAUCUCUUCUUCACUGCUCCUGGAAGCGUCGGAGAUGGAGUGCAGAGUGUACCUUUGACAGUGCAUUCUUACUGUGAUAGCGGGGCUACCGAUUCACCAGGAUUGUAUGUGGACGAUCUUGUUGUUAGCGGUUAAUGGUUUGAAGACAGUGAGAGGGGUGCGAGAUGAGAAAUGAUGGUUGAUUUGAGAUGGAGGAAGGGGAAUGAGAAGUAGGAGAUAUAAAUUGGAAAAGCCUUUUCUUUUAGUUUGUUGUUUAAUUGUUGUAUUGGUGCGUGAUUCAGAGAUUGUAUUAGUGUGAAAGGGAGUGUGUAAGGUUAGUGGCAGAUUGUUGGAUUAAUGAGUAGCUG